Molecule: messenger RNA, 1530 nt
Organism: Teleopsis dalmanni
Lineage: Eukaryota; Metazoa; Arthropoda; Insecta; Diptera; Diopsidae
Product: tektin-2
Exons: 5
Coding region: 78-1376 (432 amino acids)
Biological process (GO): cilium assembly; cilium movement involved in cell motility
Cellular component (GO): nucleus; microtubule cytoskeleton
Source: RefSeq, a predicted model, not a curated record
AUUAAUUUUAAUAAAUUUCGUGAACGUGUCAAUAUCAUAUAUUUAAUUUCUGUUUUUGUUAAAUACAAGUCGUCAAAAUGCCGUUCAGUUCAGUUAUUAACAUUGAAAAACCUAUGCCUCAUAUUAGUUUAACCGAUUGGAAUAAUCGUGUUAAUACACUAAAAAACACUUCUGAGGCUAGGCGUGAAGAGGCAUUCGCUAUACGACAAGCCUCGCGUUCCUUACGCUAUGAAACACGUAUCGAAGGUGAUUGGACUCUUAAGGAAACUAAUGAAGCCCUUGAAGACCGAAUAUCAGAAUUGGAACGUUGGCGUGAAAUUAUCACCAAAACGUAUGAACGCAUCAUUCAUGAGAUGAACCUUCUGACCGAAGAGAAAGCUUCAACUGAGCGUGAAUUGGAUGCGAUACAAAAUCCACUGGCUAUAGUUUCAGAGUGUCUAGCAUCACGUGAUUGCCGUUUAGGUUCAGAAAUUACUUACGAUGAUGCCGAUACUGAGCUCAAAAAAGAAUUAUACAUAUUAGAAAAUAAUCAGCAAAUUUUACUUGAUCAAUGCCACAAAACUUGGGAAAAAAUGUGUCGUUUGGAAGAAGUAAAGUUUCAGAUCGGUCUCGAAAUGGACAACAAACUAGAAGCUGAAGACUUGGAUAGAAAGCAAAUUGCUUUAAAUCAAUUCUCAGCAAACAUUUCCUAUAAACCAAAUGCUACACGUAAUCCCAAAAAUUGCUGCUCCUACAAAGCUUGGUUGGAGCAUACUAGUAACAUGAAGGAAUUAGCUGAAAAUGAGUUAGCUGAUACGUAUACUAUACGUGAAUCCUUAUUCGUGUGCCGUGAGAAGGCUCGCAAUAUGUUGAUAUCACAAAUGGAUCGUACUGAACACACUAUUCGGAAACGCAUUUUCGAAACUCAACGUGCGCGUAAUGAAUUACAAUGGCAGCAGUUAAGGAACCGCGAAGAUAUGGAGGCUGCUGUUUGCGAAAUCAAAGCUUUGGAACAGGCAUUACGUGACAAAACUGAUGCAUUUAAAUUGGCUCAAACGCGUCUGGAGAAUCGUGCACAACGUUCUGGUAUGGAAUUAUGCUUGGAUCCAGCACACGAUCAACUUGUUAGAGAGGUGCAGAAGUUACAAAAUAUUCGCGAUGAGUUAAUCAAUCAAAUUGAGCAAUCCAAAGCAAAUUACAAUUUACUAGAAGCUCAAUCACGUAAGGUUGAAGUUGAUCUUGCUAAUAAGGAGCAUUCUUUGAUGACUGAUAUACGUGCUUUGGAUAUGCGUCAACGUUUGAAGGGUGGUGAAUUUGGCAUGAAAGCUUCGCCCACACAACAAACUGAACGAAAUAUUGUACUCAGUAAAAUGGAGACUGAAAUACCUAAGAAUUAAAUUUUUUUAUGACUUAAUAACAUUUAAUGAUUUAGGAAAGCACUUACCACACUUUUUUAAUAUAUACUAAUAUCUUCCACCAUAACGUGUUGUGACCCACAAAUUCAUGUAUAAUAAAAUUAUUUGUAUCUUCUAUUUUCAAUUUUGAUAAAAA